AUGCGAUUUGGCAGCAGCUUGCAUCUGCGGCGGGUCCCAGCCUGGACUGAGUCUUACGUCGACUACAACCGCCUCAAGGCCCUCGUCGACGCUGAGGGGCUUCUUCCAGAACUCGGAGAAGCUAUCCGUUUUGAACUACGCAUUGUGGACAGAUUCCUAGUGUUGUAUAAUAAACAGAUCGAAACACAGUUCCUGGCCCUUCAGCAGCGGUGGGGGAUUCGGAUUGGCCAUCGCGUGCUCCAUGACUGCCAGGGCGUCUCAUGCACCGAGCUGCAGGACAUAAAGGUCUCGCUCUUGGAGAUUGCGGAUCACAUCGCCAAAUCAGAGUCUUACUUCAGGGUCAACCAGGACGCAGUGUCGCGUAUUCUCGACAAGGCUGCAAUCAAGUACACUAACGCCGAGGUGACGGAUAUCGACGCCAACUUCAAACACCCACGGAAAGGCCGCUCAGCUCUUCUCGAAGUCAAUGUGACCUUACAGCACGUCCAAGAAGCUUUGCAGAAGACUGCAGAAGCAAAUGGCGAGUCCCCUUCCCGAUCGCUGCUACUGGAGCAGCAGUCUGGGCUUGAUCGAUUUCCGCAUCGCUUCCUCCCCGACAUCCUCCGCUGUUUACAUAACGACGAUGCAGAAAAACUUGAGCAGGCCUUAAGUCAACAUUUCCCAGACUCCUCGGAAGUGCGGCAGCCAGCUCUCGUAUGUUUAGUUCAAGUUGCUAUCGUCUACGGAUCCUCCAGCUGCCAGAUGAAGCUUCUGAAAAGCCUGCGGUCCAACUCAGUCAAACAACAUUCCCUCGCGCCACCGGACUACCUCCAACGGAUUAUCCAGCGUCUUAGUCGGGCUGAUCCGCCGCUUGACAGUUCCUCCGCCAUGACUAGCUUUGGCCAGAUACUGAAGCUGCUGCACCCAACUCAACUUGAUCUGUUGCACAACCGAGACGGAAUGGGGCGUUUCCCUCUUCACUACGCUGCACUCUCUGGCUUCGACGGAGUAUGCCGCGAGAUAAUAUCCACUAUGCAGGGCUCGGCCAGCGUUAUUCAGAUGAGCAAGCUUUGCCUGAGUCCUGACAAGUUCAACUUGACACCGUUAGACUAUGCCGUUCAAAGAGGCUAUGCGGCUGUGGUGGCGCUCCUCCUGGAAGUCUGCGAGACUCCCGAUUGCCUCGGGAACCCGCAGUCGACUGGCAUGACGGACCUUCUCAACACAGCCAUAGCUUCCAGAUCUCUAGACGUCGCCCGUUUGCUGAUCCAGAAAGGAUGGGGUGUGCGAUUUGUGGGCAAGUUCGGCAACACCGUAUUGCAUACCGUAGCGGAGCAGGGACUUGCAGAUUUGGUUAGGGACAUUGUUGCUCUAGGAGUCGACGUCGAUGCCCGGGAAAGAGUCAGGGGAUGGACAGCUAUCACCAUUGCUAGUGUGCAAGGACACCAUGCCGUCGUCGAGGCGCUGAUCCAGUCUGGCGCCAGAGCUGAGAUCCCUGAUUAUCGGCGGUGGUUGGCUAAGGACCAUGCGGCGUACCGCGGACAUAUGAAAGUGGUUGAAGCCAUCAAGUCUAAUGGGUCGUCCAAGCUAUAUUCAAAGUCUCAUCAACGCCUAGGUGCAGUCAAUAUCCUCCCAGAGCGGUCCGCGUCAGAGUCGGUCAUCUUCAUCCAUCUCGGCACGCUCGACCUGUGGAAAGGGACUACCCCCUCGGUUGAUAUUGCACCGUAUAAGAGGCGCACCUCGCCGCUUCAGGUUCACGACACGAGCCUAGAGCUCUCCAUCUCUCUAGCAGGGAGCGACCAGAAGAAGACUGUCCUCCUCCCAUACCUAUUGGAAAACUCAGACCGGCCUUGGUGCUUCACAACUAACGAGCCGCACAAUGCGGCAGUCGUGUUGAAAGUCAGCAACUUGGCCGACAAGACUUCCAUCGGUACAGGAGUCGCGCUGGUUGGCAGCUUGACAGCGUCCUUGGGCAGCAAGAGGGACACGCUGAUUCGUGAUUACAAUGUCCCGCUCGUCAGUGAUAAGUUUGGCCAUGUCGGCAGCGUCGUCAUUACAGUUGUCAUAGCUCGUCCUUAUAACGGUGCUUACUCGCCUCCCCGAACAUCUCAAAUAUUGGCCCUCGAAAAGUCAUCACGUCUCGGCGGUCAUCGCGCAGGCAACGGUCAAAAUGCUAGGUCUGGUUCCUUGCAAAUCGGAGAGAACACGAUCAAAUCAUUCCUCACGGCCAAGGAGCUGGGAGCCGACGUCGUGGAGCUGGAUGUCCAACUCACCAAGGACAAUGUCCCGGUCAUCUACCACGACUUUCUUGUAGCAGAGAAGGGGUCUGAUGCACCGGUGCAUACUCUGACCUAUAAGCAGUUUAUGGCUAUCAGUGAUGCUCAAACAUCCUCGACCUGGCAUGAGGAACCCAGGAAAAGGUUGCCAUGGGACGAGCGCAAGCGUCCCCUAGCCCUGCGAAACACUCGUCGCAUGUCGCUUUGUGCCCCCUUGGACAGCGCCACGGAUGCCCUUACUGACCAUAUGAAGAACACACUGAAUUACCCGGGAUACAAACCCAAUCUAAGGCAUCAUAGUAUCCAUGAACCAUUCAUCACGCUCGAGGAGCUAUUCUGCGGACUGCCAGAGGACAUUCCGUUGGACAUUAAGCUCAAUGAAAAAGUUACUGAAAUGUAUCCAGAAUAUCCCAUGCUCUACGAGGCUGCCGACUUCCAAAUGGACAACUACGCGACUGAGAUCAACGUCUUCCUUGAUACUAUUCUCUCCGUAACAUACGCCCGUGCUGGUAAUCGCCGAAUCAUAUUUACCUCAUUCAGCCCUGAAAUCUGCAUGGUCCUUGCUGUCAAGCAGCAAGUCUACCCCAUACUCUUCCUCAACGACUCGUCGAACUGGCCCACCGGCGAUAUGAGAGCGACGUCCUUGCAGACAGCGAUGCGCCUGGCGCACAGGUUCGGGCUACAUGGCGUCGCCAUGUCAUCAGAGCCUUUUGUUCACAGCCCCGGAACUGUAGGGCUAGCUAGAGGUCAGGGGCUCUACACGGCAUCAUACGGACCGCUAAACGACGAAGGAGCCAGCGUUGAGAUUCAAACGAAAGCUGGUGUUGAUCUGAUCAUUGUCAACAAGGUCAAACUGAUGAGGCAGUUUGUUGAUGGAGCUAAGCCCUAG
This is a messenger RNA of Clonostachys rhizophaga, 3141 nucleotides long. The record is from the annotation of a GenBank genome assembly. Lineage: Eukaryota; Fungi; Ascomycota; Sordariomycetes; Hypocreales; Bionectriaceae.